Anastrepha obliqua is the source of this 2278-nucleotide messenger RNA. RefSeq lists its product as uncharacterized. Bases 23 to 1747 code for a protein of 574 amino acids. NCBI's taxonomy places the organism in Eukaryota, Metazoa, Arthropoda, Insecta, Diptera, Tephritidae. The record is from RefSeq and is a predicted model, not a curated record. The transcript has 3 exons.
GCGGGCUUGGCUAAAUGUACCAAUGCAAAAUACCAGUUUUGGCUUGCUGCUGGGCGCUCCAACGCCCAGCGACAAGGAACAGCGUGAGUUCAUUGCACAGGAGCUGCCUUCGCUGCCUUGGGAAUUCUAUGAACGUGAUUGGCACAAUGAACGACGUCUUAACGAAAGCUGCGCACCGUAUCCGCACAUUUUGCAACUUCACUUCCACAACAACUACUGGCAAGUACACCGCAGCGAUAAUUUGACACUCUAUCUCUACGGCGCCUAUUACGACAAUCGGACUUAUGUACAGAGCUGGGAAGGCGAGGUGUUGGUGCGCAUACUCACCAUGGUGAAUACGAUUGACGUGCAAUUUGCUGACUAUCCACCCAGCUAUUGCCAGCUGUGGUACGAGGAACAAAAUAUGCCGAUCAUUGUGCCAGUCAGAGAAUAUCGUGUGACUUGGUAUUCAGACUGGGGCAAUGGCCCCGACUACUACUAUCCCACAUUUGUUGAGUGCGCAAUGCCACAGGAAGUGCGACAUUUGGUGCCACAAACUGUCUCAUUAGUGCCAUCGGAGUGUGCGCGUGCCACAAAUAAUCUCCGUGUGAUCUAUGAACCGCCAGCAGUGAAUCAUACUCAGCGCGGCUUCGCUGUUUGCUCGACGGGUCUAUACAAUCCUGAUAGAGAUAAUUCGGUGCGCUUGGUUGAAUGGCUGGAGCUUUUGCGUUUACUGGGCGCCGAACACGUGAUGUUGCCCAAUUUCGGUAUACAUCCGAACGCCACGAGCGUGCUGCGUCACUACGAAAGUGAGGGUUUUGUCUCGGCGCCGGGCAUAUCGCUGGUGCGUGGUGAGCCCGCGUUGCCACACUUCACAUACGCGGCAAUAAAAAUGUGCUUAAAUAAUCAUCGACUCAACGAGAUCAUACCGUUGAACGAUUGUCUCUAUCGGAAUAUGUACAAGUACGAAUAUAUAGUGGUAUUGGAUGUCGAUGAGGUGAUUAUGCCAGUGGGCGAACAACGCAGCUGGGCCGAUUUGGUGCAAUACGCGAAAGAGCAUAUACGCUAUGACGAUUGUGAAGGCUUGACGUCACUCUGCUUCCGCAAUAUCUACUUUCCAGCUUAUCCGGAACGCAAGCCGUUUAGUGCCGAAGUGCCAUACUACAUGUAUAUGAUGCAGCAUGUGGCACGUGUUGCCGAACACUUGGAGCCUAUGAUGGCCACUAAGUGUUUUCACAAUGCCACCACUGUAACGGGACUGCACAAUCACUUUGCACUACACUGGACGGGCGGUUGUGGCAUGCAGACGGUAAACGAGACAGCGGGGCAAAUGCAACACUAUCGUGAACCGGAUGUACCAGAAACGUUGGAGAAUCCCGUUAUCGAUGAUGUUAUAUGGCGCUACAAGGAGCCGUUGGUGAAGCGCACGCAAAAGGUGCUGCGGCAAUUGGGACUACUGCGACAGGUGAAGGCGAAAGCGGUAGACAUAUACAAGGAAGCAGGAAUGCCUGAGGCGGCGAAAGGAGAGUUUGCAGAGCAUGCAAAGGAAGUAGAGGUAGAAAAGGCCGUAACGAUGAGAGGAAGCGUAGAAGAAAGUGAUGCUGAGGAGGAAGUAGAAGAGACGCAGGAAAAUAAAUUAAAAUUGUCAGGAAUAGAGACGGAUGCAAAGCUUGAAACAGAGACGGAGGCGGAGAGAGGAGUUGGAAUGGUAGGUGAGAAGGCAGAGGUGCAAUAUACGACAAAGUUGGGUGGCAAGAGCGAGCUAUGAUCGAAGGUAAUGUGACCAUCAGUGAUUUUAUUUUUGCUGCGCCAAGAAAAUAUACUUUUUUUAAUUUUCAAAUUUAACUAAAUGCAUAAAAUGUUGCGGCUGGAAAAGUAGGCACGCGAGAUAAGGUUGUCAAGUGUGAACGACCAAUUCUUCUGAGUAAUCUGAAAGCAGUACAAAAUUUAAAUAUAUUUUUUUAAUUAAAUUUAAAAGAUAAGAUGUUUUAAAAGAUUACAUUUCGCAUGAGCAUGGAACGGCGAGGACAUAUGUAUAUAUAUAUAUAUAUAUUUCCUAAUUCGGUGCCUUAUUUAUCCUGAAGGCUACUCAAAACUGAGGAAUAUCGAUUAUUUAUGGGAUUUGGAAUUUUUAUGAAAUCUUGCCGGUACAAAAAGUAUCCUAAAUUAUGGGAUUAUAUUGGCUAAGGUUCCUUUGUACCGUGAAAAUAGGAAAAUAAAUCAACGAAAAAUAUUGUUGCUUUUAUGUUGAUAAUUAUGUAUACCUGUAAAGAGUAGUUGUUGUAGUGAUUUUGCAAGA